Lycium barbarum (goji berry) is the source of this 1501-nucleotide messenger RNA. Its product is annotated as NAC domain-containing protein 43-like. The transcript is spliced from 3 exons. Lineage: Eukaryota; Viridiplantae; Streptophyta; Magnoliopsida; Solanales; Solanaceae. The record is from RefSeq and is a predicted model, not a curated record. Gene Ontology annotation, molecular function: DNA binding. Gene Ontology annotation, biological process: regulation of DNA-templated transcription. Bases 194 to 1249 code for a protein of 351 amino acids.
AAGCACACUAUCGGCCAUGAUACCAUACCUUUUCAUGCAUUUUUGGACAAAAUAGUGUCCCUAACCAGCAUAUAAAUGAUCAUGUUUCCUCCCUUCCCUUUUUACCUCUCUUCUUCAAUAAUGUUCUAACACUCUCUUCUCUCUUUUGGUUUAGGCAUUUUUACAAACUUAGCUCGAUUUUGCAACUUUAGAGAUGAAUCUAUCAGUGAAUGGUCAAUCACAAGUGCCUCCCGGCUUCCGUUUUCAUCCAACAGAAGAAGAGCUUCUUCACUAUUACUUGAGGAAAAAGAUUGCUAACGACAAGAUUGACCUUGAUGUUAUCCGCGAAGUAGACCUCAACAAGCUCGAACCAUGGGACAUUCUAGAAAAGUGCAAAAUAGGAUCGACGCCACAAAGUGAUUGGUAUUUCUUCAGCCACAAGGACAAGAAGUAUCCGACGGGGACUCGCACGAAUCGAGCCACUGCUGCGGGAUUCUGGAAGGCUACUGGACGGGACAAAGUCAUAUAUGGCAAUGGUAAGAGAAUAGGAAUGAGGAAGACCUUAGUGUUCUAUAAAGGGCGUGCCCCACAUGGACUGAAAUUAGAUUGGAUCAUGCAUGAGUAUCGCCUCGACGACAAUUCCACCCCUCAAGAAGCCCUCAACUUUUGUGCCUCUGAAUCAGCUGCUCCGGAAGAGGGCUGGGUGGUGUGCCGUGUUUUCAAGAAGAAGAGCUACCAUAAAGUACCUGAAAUCCCUCAAAGCUCCUCUGCUGUCUCUAGAACUCUUACUCAGAACCCAAACACUGAUAGCGUUCUUGAUCAAAUACUCAUGUACAUGGGAAGGUCAUGCAAACAACAACAUGAUCAAACCAAACACAACAAUAUCUCGCAUGUCAACGACAACCCAAACAUUCAAUUUGAUAAUAUUGAAGGCAGCGGUUUCCUACAUCUUCCAGAGCUGGUGAAUCAUCGUCCGACGACCAACAACAUGGAACUAAUUCAUCAAGAUUGCAGCUUUGAUGAGAUCAUGUCAAAAGGAACUGAUCAACAUUAUUCUUACAUGAAUAAUUACCAUGAGGAUGAGAAGGCUGAUAAGAAAAAUGGCCCUGCUGGUGACUGGGUAACUCUGGAUCGCCUGGUGGCUUCUCAACUUAAUGGCCAUCUCGAAAUAUCAACCAACAACACCCCUCGAUACAAUGAUGAUGAUGUUGAAUUUUGGAGUUAUGCGCAAUCAUCAACCUUUGAUCCAUUAAGCCACCUGUCCGUAUGAAUCAUACUUAGAUUAACUUGGUACUGUUUAUUCUAUCCAAAAUAGUACGUGCCUAGUUCUAGGAGUUGAGAUAAUAGUGGCUAUUCUGAGUGAUAUAACAGUACUACUAUUCCUCUGUAUUCAAAUUAAUUAUGAGCCGUUCAUAUUUUCUUUGAAGAGGGACAUCAUUGUCAACUAGAAUAUUUUUUCCGAGUAACGUUGUCCCCGGCCAUUUUGAUCAUUAUAUUGGCUAUAUACACAAAGACUGGGGCA